Daphnia carinata is the source of this 996-nucleotide messenger RNA. RefSeq names its product adhesive plaque matrix protein-like. NCBI's taxonomy places the organism in Eukaryota, Metazoa, Arthropoda, Branchiopoda, Diplostraca, Daphniidae. The transcript has 4 exons. The record is from RefSeq and is a predicted model, not a curated record. Bases 1 to 996 code for a protein of 331 amino acids.
AUGAAUGCCCCUAGCUACUACACCGAAACCCCCAAGUACUACACGACCAAGGCGCCCGAAUACUACACUACGGCAUCCUACUACACUACUACGUGUGCUGCUCCGACGUACUACACUACUACAUAUGCUGCUCCGAUGUACUCCACCACUACGUAUGCAGCCCCCACUUACUACUCUACAAAGGCGCCCGAAUACUACUCCCCACCGAGCUAUUACACAGAGGCGUCGGUGUAUUCCACAACAACCUACGCCACUCCAAGCUACUACACUGAAGCUCCCACCUACUAUACCACAAAAGCCCCUGAGUAUUACACCACAACGUACGCUUCUCCGUCUUACUACACUGAGGCCUCGAAAUAUUACUCUGCACCGAGCUACACAACAACUGUGUCGUACUACACCACGGCAGAGGCGCCCAAGUACUACGUAGCUCCAACAUACUACACCACAGCUGCCCCAUCUUACUACCCUGUGCCGACAUACUAUACUGAAGCCCCGCAGUCCCACGCUGACCCAUGUUACUACACAACGGCUGCUCCUUCGUACGAGGUGGAAACUAGCUACUACGCCACAAAGGCUGCUGAAUACUACACUACCACGUACGCUGCUCCAGCUUACUACACUGAGGCUCCGCAAUACUACACUACAAAGGCUCCGCAAUACUCCGCAACGUAUGCUGCACCAAGCUACUAUACAGUGCCCCCCCCCAAGUACUACACCACAACUUACGCAGCCCCCGCUUACUACACUGAUGCUCCGCAAUAUUACGCUACAAAGGCAGCCGAGUACAACACCACACCGUAUGCCGCACCAUGCUAUUACACUGAAGCUCCAACGUACUACCAGACUGAAGCCCCCCACUACUACACAACGAAAUCGCCAGAGUACUACACUACCAGUUACGCCGCUCCCAGAUACUACGUCGAGGCUCCAGCUUAUUGCACAACAACGUACGCCACCCCCUACAGUGCGCCACCGAAGCAUUAUUCAUCGUGA